Messenger RNA from Paramacrobiotus metropolitanus, 2136 nucleotides. RefSeq lists its product as uncharacterized. Gene Ontology annotation, molecular function: protein dimerization activity. The transcript is spliced from 6 exons. The record is from RefSeq and is a predicted model, not a curated record. Lineage: Eukaryota; Metazoa; Tardigrada; Eutardigrada; Parachela; Macrobiotidae. The coding region runs from base 1 to 2136 and encodes 711 amino acids.
AUGGUCCUGACCUUUGGUCUCUUGGUGGUGUGCAUGGGACUGAUGCCGACUCACGUGUACGGCGACGGUGACUGUGAUGGAAACAUUAAAAAGCCGGCUUGCUGUUGUGUGGGUUGGCCGCUGUACCGAUGUGACAGCGAUAUCUGGCCCACUGUCAACAUCUACGGGGCAGUGAUCUACGGUCACGGCUAUAAACAUAAUGCUAAAAUCAUGGAAACCCAUGUUGAAGAAUUCAAGGAUUACACGAAACAAGAGGAACAAAGAAAGCGGGUGAAAGAGAAGACGGGCAGCAUACAGACAACGCUAACUGCAUUCCCGAAGAGCGGAGAUUCAUAUCGCCCCGGCGAACCACGGUAUAACUUGAUUCUGCGCGAGACUGCCCUGUUGAUUGCGGAAACGACGGCGCCCUUCAGUUAUGUUGAGCAGAAGCGGUUUCGAAAAUACUCCAAAACCCUGGAUCCUCGCUGCCCGAACAUCGGGCGUAAACGGUUGAUGACGGAGAUGAAUGGGGUCUGGAGUGACAUCAGAGCAAAGAUGCAGUCUGAGCUGGACGGUGCAGGUCUUAUCGCGUUAAGCACGGAUAUUUGGACAAAAAAAGGAAUGACGGAGUCAUUUUUGGGGUUAAAUGCUCACUAUGUCGAUGCGGCUACUAGAGAGACGCGGAGUUGUACACUCGCCUGUCGAAGUUUCCCUUCCCCGCACACCGCAGAGAAGGUUUAUGUCCUUGUGAAGGAGAUAUUGGAUGAGUGGAAGAUAUCGCCAGACCGCAUUAUUGCUAUUUUAACUGACAACGGCUCCAAUAUGGUAUGCGCGUUCAAGAAUUUUAUCAGUGCGAAACUAACCAUUCGUGAUGAGGAAGAAUUCCCCAGUGAAGAAACAGACGAAAUGUAUAUGUUAAGCACAAGCGAUCCCUUACUUGACGAUGCAGCCGUGGACAACGACAGCCAGCAGUUUCUGGAUUUCGAGGACAACGAGGACAGAUUGUACACGGAUUACAAUCGCCACCCGUGUUUCAUCCAUACGCUGCAGCUUGUUGUGCGGAUUUUUGAGAAAGCAGUAGAAGUAAAGCCCCUGAUGAAAAAAGUUCGCUUCCUUGUCUCCGCUUUUAAUAAGUCGGCCAAUGCUACUACUGCACUGAUUCGCACUGGAAAGCGUAAACUGAUAUGUGACGUGUCUACACGCUGGAAUUCGACUUUGUUGAUGGUUCGACGCCUACUUGAGCUGAAAGAUUGCGUGCGAAAAGUUAUUGUUGAUGCGAACCUUAAAGUAUCCGACCUGUCUCCACUGGAAUGGAAAAUUUUAGAAGGAGUCGAUCUUCUACUUGGAAAGUUUGACACUAUUACUGAUAAAAUGAGUUCCGAAAAGUCUGCGACAAUCCACAUGAUUCUGCCGUACGUGAAGGAGAUUAACUACCAUUUGGAGAAUCAGUCGGCUCUUGACGUGUAUCUGGAUCUUAAUUCGUACGGUGCGGAAUUAGUUUUCGCGGAAGUGGUUGCAAAAAUGAAGGAGCAAAUGGCUGCGCGAUUCGCUUAUGUUGUGGAUGCAGCUGACUCUAAAUACAAAGCCAUCUACCUCGCAGCAAACUUUUUACAUGUAUGGUUUAAAGACUAUUUGACUGUCCAAGAGAUUAAAGCGGCGCGGGACGAACUUACAAGAUUAUUCCUGGUGCGACAAAAGGCUUGCCCAAAUACAGCCGAGGAAAGUUUAGCUGUUACAACGUCUGCCGAAACGGAAAUUAGCUCUGCGCCACUGAAGAAAACGAAGAUCUGCGAACUGUCUUACCUGACCGGAAUUACGCCGCGGUGUGCACCUAAUGUAGCGGAAAGUCUAAGUGGUACCGCGUUAUUGUCGAAAGAACUGGAUACGUACUGUAGUGUUUCGGCUUCUUCGGACAUUAACCAUGAGUACGACCCAAGAAUGUACUGGAUGCAAAACGGAGCACUGUUUCCGCUGCUGAGUUUAUUGGCGCUGGAUAUUCUCGCUAUAGGAAGCAGCACAGCAGAUGUAGAGCGGCUAUUUUCCGCUGCGGGUCACACGAGCAGUGGCCGAAGAAACCGCGUUAGUGGAUCACGAUUGGAAAUGCAAGUUUUUGUGAAAAAAAAUAUGCGUUAUAUUGAGUCUUUGUCAGAUGAAUGA